AUCAACAAAAAGCGUCAGACGUCUCUUAUCAUGCGGAUUUAUACUCGCGUCUGAGUACCAAGCGGAAGCGAAAGUAAAACGGUGAUUGUGCAUGUUAUUUGAACAAACGAGAAAAGUAUAGAGCUGUGAUAAUCGGGCCACAUCUGACGAUAGGCCGGCGAAACUCAUAGAGAAGAUCAAGUUUCGGAUAGAUCGGUGGCUCCGUAAUAUGCACGAGAGACACGGGGAUGUGACCUCCGCACGACGAUGACCCGUGCGAAACGUACAGUCAGCGCGAUUGCAAAAGGCGGCCGCUGAAUCGCAGACUUCGCGCGGCGUUCCAGCAAAGACGUCCGAAGCUCGCUCGUUCGGGUCAAAGCUUACAUACACCACGUUUGCCGAGCUUUCCGCUGGGUGUCAGCCGGCCUUUCGCGAAGCGAUAAGCCUUACAAGUGAGCGCGCGCGGAUGCGAGUGUAUGAUCUCACGAUGUGCGCGCAUGUGUGCGUGACACCGUGCCGGUACGAGGCACGGCGCUGUCCGCUGCUGCUCGCCGUUCCGCUUUGACUUCGCACCCCGCCGCCGUCGUCAGUGACACUGACUGAAGUUACGACACCGCAUGGCUGCCGCGGAGACACCUCGGAGCCGGCUGCGGAGAGGUGCGACGUCGUGACGCUGCCGCGUCGUCGCGACGCUUUCAAUCCUGCCCUGCAGUGAGUGAGCGGUCGGAUUUGUGUGUGUGUGUGUGUGUGUGUGCGCGCGCGACUACUGCCACAUUACCGCGCUCUUUAACAGUGGAUCGUCGUUACAGGUGCUCGUUGCAGCGUCCGACAUCGCGGGCGACCACGUGGGGAAACAAACGAUUCUAAAUUUUCGCGUCAGGAUAUAAUGCGCGAACUGACAGUUUGCGAUUUUGUCGGGCAAGUCGCUUCUUGCGCGCGUGAGAGAAGAAGACGAAUGUGAUAAUUAUUUCGGCGUGGCCGAUUCUCUCGCGGGCGUUCGGACGUGCUUUCGAUGCCGGCGGCGAGACGAUCCCGAAACGCAAUCGAAUCUUGAAAGGGGGAGGAAGGAACGAAUAUUGUUCGUGUCACGGCUACCCGCUCGAAUAUGGAGGACAUGAAAGUGCCGAACCUGGGUCAGGCCGCUUCGGCCGCGUGCUCUAUGGCGUCCAAUUUCUUGGCACCGGUGAAGACCGAGCGCCAAAUCUACGAAAACUCGAUGCUCGAGGACGAUCCCAAUGCCAACUCGGUAGUAUCGACCUCUCAAGAGGACAGGACUGUGCCUAGAUGGGGCCCGAAUCACAAAGGCGCUCAGGAACUCGCGAAUCUCUACAGCACCGGAAAGAGGACACAAGAGUGCAUCUGUGUGGGGAUUUGCAUUACCCUGAUAGCCGUGAACUCUAUCUUCGUGCUCAUCAGGUUACGACCGGAAAAUCUGAGUUCCAUAGCAAUGGCAGCAUUGUGCGGCAUCAUUACGGCUGAUUUUGGCUCCGGUUUGGUUCAUUGGGCGGCCGACACUUGGGGAUCGGUGGAGCUGCCGAUCCUGGGGAAGAAUUUCCUGAGGCCGUUUCGCGAGCAUCACAUAGACCCGACGAGCAUAACGCGACACGACUUCAUCGAGACCAACGGCGAUAAUUUCAUGGUCACGAUACCGGUCCUGUCGAAGCUCACGUGGGACUUUCUGACGUUACCCGAAGCGGACAUGCAGCAAAAGUUCGUCUGGACGUGUUAUUGGUUCCUACUCGCGAUUUUUGUCGCGAUGACCAAUCAGAUACACAAGUGGUCGCACACGUACUUCGGACUGCCUGCCUGGGUGAUUUGGCUUCAAGAGCAUAGGGUUAUCUUGCCAAGAAAGCAUCAUCGGGUGCAUCAUGUCGCGCCUCAUGAGACUUAUUUCUGCAUCACCACAGGAUGGUUGAACUGGCCUUUAGAGAAACUACACUUCUGGUACAUCAUGGAGGUGAUCAUCGAGGGUGUCACCGGUUGCAAACCCAGGGCCGACGAUCUGAAAUGGGCGCAGAAACGCUCUUGAGAAUUAAUAAUCGUUCUGCUCUCGUUGUACAUUUUGUUGUACGAUCGGGAUAUUUAACAUACAGCCAAACGUUGGAAUACGAAACCACGAAUGACGAGAUACGACGAGAUAGAAAUUAAGCGGAGUAUCUGUUUGGGCAAUAGUAAAAGGCUUGCAACACGGAAUCCUUGAUGUUUCGAGAGAAAGAGGUGUUACAAGAAGUAUAUACACGCAUACAUACAUACAUAUAUAUAUAUAUAUAUAUA
This is a messenger RNA of Dinoponera quadriceps, 2253 nucleotides long. RefSeq names its product transmembrane protein 189 (gene Kua). Gene Ontology annotation, molecular function: oxidoreductase activity. The record is from RefSeq and is a predicted model, not a curated record. Lineage: Eukaryota; Metazoa; Arthropoda; Insecta; Hymenoptera; Formicidae. The transcript is spliced from 7 exons. The coding region runs from base 1085 to 2008 and encodes 307 amino acids.